AUGGAAGGUAGCUCGGGAGCCCGGGGCGAUGCUGAGCACCACCUCAUAGAAGAGCUAUGCGCGUCUUCCACACUGGCAUCGUUCUACAACCUGCUACACGAUGGAGAGAAUGCCGACAUUAUUAUCGUCUGUGGAAAUCGUGAAUUCAAGGCACAUCGCGCAGUCAAGCGCAUCAUCAGAAAGACUGAAUUAAAAGGAGUCGACCCUGAUGUUUUUCAGCGAUUCCUCGAGUUUCUUUACACAGGCACAUACACGGUCGAUGGCGACACAUCUCGAUUCCUCACCACGCCCAGCAUUACAGCAGACAUCGAGUCGCUGUUGAAAGAUUAUCCAGGAUGGCACAAGGCUUCCAGCGAAACGACUGCUCCCGACUCGCCCAAGCGCCCUGUCAGACGAUCAAGUAGGCUGAACUCGACUGCAGAGUCGAUGGACGAGACACCCGACCCCGAUUCCAUGAUGACAACCGAAUCCCCGAUGGCGACCGGAACCACGCCGAAUUCCUCGCUCCCACCCGAGUCCCGCGAAGCUCCUUUCAAAACUCCAUUUCCGCCCGUGAUGGCCAUGUCACUGGAGCUGUACAACCUAGCCUCUGAGUACAACGUGCCCGCCCUUCAACUGCUCGCUCUAGAGCGCUUCCACAUAGCCGCCAAGGACCGUUGGAUCCCUUCCUGGGGGGGCGCUACCUGGGAUGAUACGAAGGAGUUUGAAGACGUUGUCCUUGACCUGUACAAGAUUAGAGACGACCAGCCCAUGUGGAAGGUUAUGAUCCUGCUGAUCAAGUCAAAAGCUUCGACUGGGGACGAUGUCCUGAAGCGUCGAAUGCGCGAGGUCGUGAAGGAACACCAUGAUCUCGUUGAGUGUCGAGAGUUGGUCUGCGACUAGAGGUAGUCACAAAGUUGGGGGGUUUCAUCAUGUUUCCGUCAAUCAAGGUACCUACCGAUGAGUAGCCUAAGAAUAGUCUAAAAGUACUCUGUACACAGUCUGAGAUGGGAGACUU
Molecule: messenger RNA, 997 nt
Organism: Fusarium graminearum PH-1
Lineage: Eukaryota; Fungi; Ascomycota; Sordariomycetes; Hypocreales; Nectriaceae
Exons: 2
Coding region: 1-882 (293 amino acids)
Source: RefSeq, a predicted model, not a curated record